Messenger RNA from Hypomesus transpacificus, 2536 nucleotides. RefSeq lists its product as uncharacterized. The record is from RefSeq and is a predicted model, not a curated record. The transcript has 4 exons. NCBI's taxonomy places the organism in Eukaryota, Metazoa, Chordata, Actinopteri, Osmeriformes, Osmeridae. The coding region runs from base 1337 to 2536 and encodes 399 amino acids.
UCUAAUGGCUGCCUAGGUAGGCUCUCCUGCCAAAGUAAAUUCCGUGUCUGUGCAAACUUUCAUGGCCAAUAAACAUAAAUUUAAUUCAACAAUGUCAGCUAUGACAUCAAUCAAUUUAAAACAUCAACCCUUUUUUGUUCGUUUCUUGUUCAAUACUUUUGUGUUCCGGGUCAAAAGUGACGGCCCCAUUAUAGCUGACUAUAAUUCCAUAAUAAUACAUAUAUUAUCAACUCAUGUUGUGUUACAUCUUUUUAGCAACUUAAGUUCUUGCAGACAUUACAAGUUUUAAACGUCCUCAUUGACACAAGCGUAUGCAACUCGUUUUUGAGUGAAAGAAGCAUCGUUUAUGGAUUAUUUUGAAUAUGUGCGCUUGGAUGUUGGUCCGAUCCAUCUCCUUCCAGUUGUCUUUGUAAACACAUCUACCCUCCAAGUUAGUCAUGUUUAUGACUAUGGUUUCACUGGACAAAGGAACACUUUGAAGCAGGAUUUUAUGUCAUUAACCCAGGAGAUGGCAUAUCUGGUUGGACCUGGGGUCAUCCUGAUGACAUUUUCAGUCGACCGUCGACUUUUCCACUCAAGUGGUGAUGAAGAACAAACCACAAACUCCCAAUGUCACAACCACCUCAGCAGGGCCCUCUUCCUCAUCACUAGUUGUUCACUGUUCAACACCGGUUUUCCCUUUGUCUGGAUCAUAGUCUGUGUGUGUAUGUAUGUGUUUGUGCAUAUGUGUACUCAAACACACGUGCACGUUGGGUCUGGGAGGGUAAGUGUAUCCAUCUGUUUCAUGGGUGUGUGCCUGAACAAAAUGUAAAACAAUGUUUUAGUCUUACCCAUUCAUUCGAAUGACCGGUCAUUUUUGACCGGGAACACCACAAGUGUACAAAAGUUAAAUUAAACACCAAUAGUUCUUUGAAAUUCUGAAAAAAAAUGUUUUGGCUGUAUGUAUACCCUGUGUGGACAAAGUCAUGAACCUUAUGGCAAUCAGAAUAAAUUGACUACAUUUUUUCAGGGAGAAAACUUGUAAAUCCGUCACGUUUAACCAGAACUUAACAGGAGGGAUAAUGUUUCACAGCACAGAAGAGACAGUCAGUUGCCAAACUCAGUGUCCACAGCAGUGCAACAUGUGUUACAGCACGACCGAUACACAGCAGUGUAACAGGUGUUACAACACGACCAAUCCACAGCAGUGCAACAAAUGUUACAGCACAACCAAUCCACAGCAGUGCAACAAGUGUUACAAAAAGCAGUGCAGCAAGUGUCACAACAGCGGUCUAUGCAAUCGUCUUCUUUGUGACAGGCACAGGAGCAGCCCUCAGGACAGGAGUCGGCACACUGCAUGCAGACGUUGUCCUCCUUCAUGGAUGAAGUCUCUUCCUGCGGGGGCGAGUUCUCCUCCUGUAUGGAUGAUGUCUCCUCCUGUAUGGAUGAUGUCUUCUCCUGUGUGGAUGAGGUCUUCUCCUGUAUGGAUGAUGUCUUCUCCUAUAUGGAUGAUGUCUUCUCCUGUAUGGAUGAUGUCUUCUCCUAUAUGGAUGAUGUCUUCUCCUGUAUGGAUGAUGUCUUCUCCUAUAUGGAUGAUGUCUUCUCCUGUAUGGAUGAUGUCUUCUCCUGUAUGGAUGAGGUCUUCUCCUGUAUGGAUGAUGUCUUCUCCUGUAUGGAUGAGGUCUUCUCCUGUGUGGAUGAGGUCUUCUCCUGUAUGGAUGAUGUCUUCUCCUAUAUGGAUGAUGUCUUCUCCUGUAUGGAUGAUGUCUUCUCCUAUAUGGAUGAUGUCUUCUCCUGUAUGGAUGAUGUCUUCUCCUAUAUGGAUGAUGUCUUCUCCUGUAUGAAUGAUGUCUUCUCCUGUAUGGAUGAGGUCUUCUCCUGUAUGGAUGAUGUCUUCUCCUGUAUGGAUGAGGUCUUCUCCUGUAUGCAUGAGUUAUUCUCCUGUAUGGAUGAGGUCUUCUCCUGUAUGGAUGAUGUCUUCUCCUGUAUGGAUGAUGUCUUCUCCUAUAUGGAUGAUGUCUUCUCCUGUAUGGAUGAUGUCUUCUCCUGUAUGGAUGAGGUCUUCUCCUGUAUGGAUGAUGUCUUCUCCUGUAUGGAUGAGGUCUUCUCCUGUAUGGAUGAGGUCUUCUCCUGUAUGCAUGAGUUAUUCUCCUGUAUGGAUGAGGUCUUCUCCUGUAUGGGUGAGUUAUCUUUCAUGAGCAUGGCCUCCAUCAUAAACGUUGUGGUUUUUGUUCACCCACCAGCUCUCCGCGUUUGUGACGUUCUCUCCCGGAUGCCCUUGCUCGACGAGGACUUCCGCACGCGUAGACGAGGUCGGCCUUCAUCACCCGAGAUUGGCCCUGACCCCGUGUCAGACGCCCAACGCCGAGUGAGGUCUCUCCCCUCUGCCUUCCAGGAGACACCAGGCUCCAUAGGGAUGACCCCUGCCUCGCAUGCUCGCCCCCUGUGGGCCGCGCUCUCCCCGGCCUCUCCUGGAGACCCCGUGUGGGGGUGUGGACGGACAUGCGCGGGCGUGCGGCUGGGCCUGGCGCCCUCUCUCCUGCUCCAGGCUCCUUGA